AUGGUGACACCAUUCUCAUCCGCGCUACGGCGCUCAGCGCUCGGACAAACAUCCGUCAAGCUGACCGCGCCGUUGGGGCCCGCUAUCCGGCGUCGAAGCCCGUGUUCAUCCGCGGCCACUAGAACACUCACUCUCUCUGCUCGGACACGAGCUUGUCCUCUGGCCACGGGCUUGAACUUUCAGACUCAGAAGUAUCAGCAAUUCUAUGGCCGGGGACAGAGUUUUCGGUGGAAGAGCAAUGAUGCUUCGCCGGAUAAUAGUCUGCGACAGUGGGGGUUCGAGGAGAUCAACGCCUCUCUCCCCGCCGACUCAGCCACAAGCCCAACCCACGCUCCCAUAAUCCUGAUCGACGUCCGCGAACCCGCCGAACUAACCGGCACAGGAAUAAUCCCAUCAGCAGUGGCCAUCCCGCUCGCGUCUCAGCCCGACGCUCUAUUCCUCACACCGGAUGAGUUCGAGACGCGGUUUGCCUUUCCCAAACCCGGCUCGAAACAAGAUGGAGAGAUGAUCUUUUACUGCAAGGCUGGUGUGCGUGCUCGUGCCGCGGCGCAGUUGGCUAUCCAGGCUGGAUAUGAUCCGGCUCGCAUUGGGGUUUAUGAGGGAUCUUGGUUGGAUUGGGAGAAGAGGGGUGGGAGGGUUGAGAAGUGGGAGGGGGAGGAUCUGUAA
Penicillium lagena is the source of this 666-nucleotide messenger RNA. Its product is annotated as rhodanese-like domain-containing protein. Gene Ontology annotation, molecular function: thiosulfate-cyanide sulfurtransferase activity. Gene Ontology annotation, cellular component: mitochondrion. The record is from RefSeq and is a predicted model, not a curated record. The transcript has 2 exons. Lineage: Eukaryota; Fungi; Ascomycota; Eurotiomycetes; Eurotiales; Aspergillaceae. The coding region runs from base 1 to 666 and encodes 221 amino acids.